GCGGUGCGCGGCCGCAUGUGGGGCGCAGGCGGCGGAGUCUCCACCUCUUCUGGCAGCGGGAACCUGUGGCUGCCAAGCUCCAUUAAAGCCAUCAGCAGCCGGGGGGACGCGCUCCGCGGCGAAGGCGGGGUGGGCUGCUGUGCUUUAUUUUAAAAUAUAUACUUUUCUUUUUUCGCCCCCCGCUUUAUCCCUUCGCUAGGCUCGGGCUGAGCAGGACGCCUGCGGGCUGAAGCCGGGGUGCCGCCGCCGCGGGCACCGGAGCGCCGGAGGCGGCCCAUGGCUGCACCGCCGGGCGCCGCGCCCCGCUGAGCUCCGCGGGCACCGGCGGCGAUCGCGCCUCUGGCCGGGACACACAGCGGGCACCAUGGUCCGGUGCUGGUGGCUCGCAGGGCUGCUCGUAGCCUGCGCGGCCGCGGAGCCGCCCUGCCGCCAGCAGCUGCGCCACCUGCAGGACAGCGCCGGGAUCGCCGCGCGGCUGCCGCCCCGCCUGGAGGGGCGCUGGGUCUCCACCGGGUGUGAGGUGCGGCCGGGGCCGGAGUUCCUGACCCGAUCCUACCUCUUCUACACCAACCGGCUCUUCAAGGCCCUGCAGUUCUACUACUGGGACCCGUCCUGCCGCGACCCCUCCUACUCGCUGGUGAUCAAGGGCAAGCUCCGGCUGCGCCAGGCCUCCUGGAUCACCCGCGGCGCCACCGAGGCCGACUACCACCUGCACAAAGUGGGCAUCGUGUUCCACAGCCCGAGGGCCAUGCGGGAGGUGGCCUCCCGGAUCAACCAGACCUCAGGCGAGGGCUGCCGCGGGUUCCUGCCCCCGGGGCGCUCCUGGGCUCCCGGAGCCCUGUACGAGGUGCUGAGCGCCAAGACCGAGCGCGACUGCACCGCGGCGCUGGGCUUCGCCAUGCACGAGCUGGGCCUGGUGCGCGUGGAGAGGCACUUGCAGCCGCUGCUGCAGCCGCAGCACAGCGGGAGCCGCGUGGUGGAGGAGCUCUACCUGGGGGACAUCCACACGGACUGGGCCGAGAGGCUGCACUACCGCCCCACCGGCUACCAGCGCCCCUUGCAGAGCGCCCUGCACCACGUGCACCCCUGCCCGGCGUGCGGGAUCAUCUCCAGGGCCGAUGAGCAUCACCCCCCGAUCCUGCCCGCCCGGGCCGCGCUGCCCAUGCAGCUCAGCGGCAGCUGGGUCAGCACCCACUGCGAGGUGCGCCCGGCCGUGCUCUUCCUCACCAGGUACUUCACAUUCCACGGCAACAACCACACCUGGGAAGGGCACUACUACCACUACUCCGACCCGCUCUGCAGGCAGCCCACGUUCACCAUCUACGCCUCCGGGCACUACAGCCAGGGCAUCCCCUCCUCCAAGGUGCGCGGCGGCACCGAGCUGGCUUUUAAGGUCACCCAGGCUCGGGUGACGCCCAUGGACCAGGUGACGGUGCUGAUGCUCAACUCCUCGGAAGCCGGGAGCUGCGGGCUGCAGGGCUCCUGGAGCGCCGGAGUGGAGCAGGAUAUCACAGCCACGAACGGCUGCUUGCCUCUGGGCAUCAAGCUGCCCCACACCGAGUACGAGCUGUUCAAAACGGAGCAGGACACGCAGGAGCGCAGCCUCCUCUACAUCGGGGAGCGGCCCACGGACGGCUCCAGCCCCGACAGCCCCGACAAGCGACCCACCUCCUACCAGGCCCCUCUGAUCCAGUGUGCUGCAGCCUCAGAGGAAUUCUCCAACUACAUCAGUCUGAAAUACGUGGGAAGAAAGGAUGCUAACGGGAUUGAAGCACUAAAACCUUUGCCUGUGGCCUUUUUAUUGUUUAUAGCACUUCUGUUUUUAAGAUGGGACUAGUUAUCUCUUCAGGUACAAUGCAGAAUUCAGAUAAAUCUUGGUGCUAGCGUGAUUUUUAUAUCCUUCAGAUGAGCACAUCUGGAAUCAGUUUUACUCAGAUUUGGAAACACUUUUUAAAAACACCCAAUGGUGAAUGAAGCCAAGGAGAUAUGCCUGACUCCACACUGUUUGUCCUGUGGCUUUAUUGCCUAAUCUCCCCUCUUUGCGUGCAAAUUUAAUGUACUGACACGGAUGCACUGCACAUUGCAACAGAUAAUUUAGCAACAUGAGGGGGGAAAAUGGUGACAUCAAUUAAAAUUGCUGCUUUGAGCUUUUGA
This is a messenger RNA of Zonotrichia leucophrys gambelii, 2154 nucleotides long. RefSeq names its product APC down-regulated 1 like (gene APCDD1L). Gene Ontology annotation, molecular function: Wnt-protein binding. Gene Ontology annotation, cellular component: plasma membrane. The record is from RefSeq and is a predicted model, not a curated record. Gene Ontology annotation, biological process: negative regulation of Wnt signaling pathway. The transcript is spliced from 4 exons. Lineage: Eukaryota; Metazoa; Chordata; Aves; Passeriformes; Passerellidae. The coding region runs from base 365 to 1837 and encodes 490 amino acids.